GCCGCCAGCCGUCAGCGUCGCGCCAUCGUCUUCACCUUGGUGCCGCCAUCUCCUUCUUGCCUAUCCUCGACUUCUACGCCCGGGGACUGCCCUGCCUACCUAUCUCCACCAGCGAGCUCUGGGCGGCCUGUCCUAGACAAGAAAUAGUGGAUUUCCUUGCCGGCUCUAGCGACGAGCUGCGCGCGAGGAUACACGGGAAAAAAUUGUAGGAGGGAGGACCGUACAGUUCGGCAUGGCCGGGUUCCGGCCGGUGCACUCGCCGCCGGCAUUGCCUACCAGGCCAUGUCACGCUGGCACUUCCCUGCCGGAGUGCCGGGCCUGGACGUCAAGGCGGAGAACGGCGUCCUCCAUCUCGGAUGGAAAGGGCGCAUGGUGGCCGUCGCCUCCGCCUUUGAUUAAUCUGGGGGCCGUCCUCGGCCGAGCGCAUAGCCGUCGCACGGAAGGGAGACGAGGCUACAUCGUCCGGGAGAGAAUAGGCUUGGCCGGGAUGCCCACUUUUUGUUCGACGGAAUGCCGGCCUCACCAACGCCAUGCCGGGCGAUCGACCGUUUACGCAUCGCAUCCUACUCCAUCAGAAUCCUCUAAAGCUGAUGUGCAUAGUGCUGAAGUAGAUGCUGCAUAUGAGCAUCACGCAAUGGCUAACACCGCCACAAUGAAUGAAAGGUACAAUUUCAGAAAAAGCAAUAUCUGA
Messenger RNA from Triticum dicoccoides, 691 nucleotides. RefSeq lists its product as uncharacterized. NCBI's taxonomy places the organism in Eukaryota, Viridiplantae, Streptophyta, Magnoliopsida, Poales, Poaceae. The coding region runs from base 233 to 691 and encodes 152 amino acids. The record is from RefSeq and is a predicted model, not a curated record. The transcript is spliced from 3 exons.